This is a messenger RNA of Colletotrichum orchidophilum, 1086 nucleotides long. RefSeq lists its product as uncharacterized. NCBI's taxonomy places the organism in Eukaryota, Fungi, Ascomycota, Sordariomycetes, Glomerellales, Glomerellaceae. Gene Ontology annotation, biological process: fungal-type cell wall organization. The transcript is spliced from 3 exons. Bases 1 to 1086 code for a protein of 361 amino acids. Gene Ontology annotation, cellular component: cell cortex of cell tip; plasma membrane. The record is from RefSeq and is a predicted model, not a curated record.
AUGCUCGGCAUCGGAGGCCGACUGUCUUCUAUCAUUCCCAUUAUUGCCUCGGCCGUCGCCGUCGCACUCUCCAUUGUCCUGCUUGCAGCUGGGACAAGCACAAGCAAUGGAGGGAACAACUACUGGUUGUCGCUAAACACAUCGCACAUCGGACAAGACAUUAUCCAGAUCAAGGCUGCCAACAACACCAACGGCGGUAAUGGAAACGGAAAUGGCGGCGGCAGCCUCAUCCCCGGCGUCCCGGGCCUUCCUGCACCACCCAACGAUCCGACCGGCAUCACGCAGGGCAUCGGCAACGCUCUGGGAGGCCUGCUUGGCAAUUUGACAAACGCCAUCGGCGACGGUGUCCAGGAUAUUCAGGGCCAGCUCGUGGGCAACUUGACUCACCUGUUGGGCAUCAAGGACAACUACCGCCUCUACUUGACAAAGAUGUGCGAAGCGACCUAUGCGGACGACAAUGACCCCAAGAGCAAAGUCACGGUCAACAACUGCGAGAGCUACGAUAGCAAGGGAUCUGGCCUGCGCAAUAUCACCCGCUCGAUCCCGUCGUCCUUUGUCGUCGGCACCGCCAACGUCUCCGUCCCCCUCGUGGCAGCCAUGGCAGGGACCCUUGACCAAAUCGUCGAUCUCGCCACCGGCGGCGCAAAAGCCAUGACGGCCCUCCUCGCCAUCGGCACCGUGUCCACCGGCAUCGUCCUCCUCGCCACGCUCCCCAUCCUCAUUGUCGGCUUCCUCCGCAUCCUCGUCCUGGUCUCGCUCGUCUUCUCCCUCCUCGCCUCCUUCGUCCUACCCACCUUCGCUGUCGUCACGACGGCGAUCAUCUACGGCGGCAAGAGUAUGCUGAAUAAGUCCAUAGCUGCCUUUGGCAUGCAGAUCCAGACGGGUGGUUCUUUCGUGGCCAUGUCGUGGGUUGCGGCGGUCGCAUCGAUGGCCGCGGCUACGUACUGGUUCAUGGUUUGGUUCGUGAGCUUCAGACGUACGGCGUUCAGCAGACGGAAGCGUACAGAGAGCGAGAUUGGUAACUGGCGGGGCAUCUUCCGUGAGGUGAAGGGUGACAUUCGCACGUGGGAGGGAGGCGAGAAAUGA